AGCCAUUUGCCUGAGUGGCAGGGGGACCGGAAGUGGAGGCGCUGCUGCUUGGUGCUGGGGCCCGAGGAGGGGACGCGCGCCGGAACGGGGCCGCCGGGACCAAGGGAGCGACAGACGCGCCACCCGCCGACGCCGCAGCCGCUGGGGGCCCGUACGGACCCUCUGCCUCUGUGUAGAAUGAGCCAAGGAGACUCCAACCCAGCAGCUAUUCCACAUGCAGCGGAAGAUAUUCAAGGAGAUGACAGGUGGAUGUCUCAGCAUAAUAGGUUUGUUCUGGACUGUAAAGACAAAGAGCCGGACGUGCUGUUUGUGGGAGAUUCCAUGGUACAGUUGAUGCAGCAGUAUGAGAUAUGGAGAGAGCUGUUUUCCCCACUUCAUGCACUUAAUUUUGGAAUUGGGGGAGACACAACACGACAUGUUUUAUGGAGACUAAAGAAUGGAGAACUGGAGAACAUUAAACCUAAGGUCAUUGUUGUCUGGGUAGGAACAAACAACCAUGAAAAUACAGCAGAAGAAGUAGCAGGUGGAAUCGAGGCUAUUGUACAACUUAUAAAUACAAGGCAGCCACAGGCCAAAGUCAUUGUGCUGGGUCUGUUACCUCGAGGUGAGAAGCCCAACCCUUUAAGACAAAAGAAUGCCAAGGUGAACCAGCUUCUCAAGGUUUCCCUGCCGAAGCUUGCCAAUGUGCAGCUCCUGGAUACAGAUGGGGGCUUCGUGCACUCGGACGGUGCCAUCUCCUGCCACGACAUGUUUGAUUUUCUUCAUCUCACGGGAGGAGGCUAUGCAAAGAUCUGCAAACCCCUCCAUGAACUGAUCAUGCAGUUGCUGGAGGAGACACCGGAGGAGAAGCAAACCACCAUUGCUUGACUGGCCAUCAGUGUUACCAGCAUCCCAGCUUCCUCAGAUCAGUUACACCACUGGCACUACAGAAUCCUUUCUUAAGGCACUUUGCAUUGUACAAUGUUCCUGGAUGCUUGUAUCUAAUGUUUGAAGGGGAGGAGGAGGGAUUUAAACUGGUCCUGUAUAUAAAAGUUGGUUUGGCACAGGAGAAAAAUUAGCCAAGGAAAAUUCAUUUGAAACCAGAGGGGACUUUUUAGUUGUAUAUGACACCUUUGUCGAAUCAUCACUGUUUUUCCUAGGACAACAUCAAGCACGAGUACAACAUGAAGAUUCUUUUCUUGGCCCUUUUUUCUAUGGAUUAUGUCUUAUGUGAUAAUUAUCACAUCUACUUGGCUUUAAACUUAUUUUUGGUCCAGUUGUAAGGUUCAUGAGUUAGUGUGUUGUGUUGUUUUGUUUGAUUCAUGUAUCCUCAGUAUUUUUAUAUAACAUAUAGCAUCAGAUUAAACAUGCUUGUCAUUCAAAUGCGGAA
Messenger RNA from Peromyscus leucopus (white-footed mouse), 1369 nucleotides. RefSeq names its product platelet activating factor acetylhydrolase 1b catalytic subunit 2 (gene Pafah1b2). The transcript is spliced from 6 exons. The record is from RefSeq and is a predicted model, not a curated record. Bases 178 to 867 code for a protein of 229 amino acids. Lineage: Eukaryota; Metazoa; Chordata; Mammalia; Rodentia; Cricetidae.